Molecule: messenger RNA, 3190 nt
Organism: Malurus melanocephalus (red-backed fairy wren)
Lineage: Eukaryota; Metazoa; Chordata; Aves; Passeriformes; Maluridae
Gene: P2RY8
Product: P2Y receptor family member 8
Exons: 3
Coding region: 188-1261 (357 amino acids)
Biological process (GO): positive regulation of Rho protein signal transduction; phospholipase C-activating G protein-coupled receptor signaling pathway
Cellular component (GO): membrane
Molecular function (GO): G protein-coupled purinergic nucleotide receptor activity
Source: RefSeq, a predicted model, not a curated record
GGCUUUCAAGGUGCACUGUUCAUUCCAGACCAGCUCUUACUCAUAGAGGAAAUCUGAUCUUCUGCAGCACGGAAACAUCAGCGGUGAGAUGGCGAGACAAAUUCCUUAGGGAGCUGCCUGUUUUCAAGCCAAGUGUUCAUUAUAUGAUCCAGCUGGCUUACAGGGAUCAACAACCCACUUGUGAAUAAUGGUCMAAAACGAAUCCCACCUGGAUGCUUYGACGCUGGCAAUGCUCCAGAAUGAAAAUGUCUCCAUCACCCUCACAAUUGUAUAUUCAGUGGUGGCUUUCAUCAGCAUCCCUGGCAACUUUUUCUCCCUUUUUGUGCUCUGUGUGCACAUCAAACCCAAAACGCCCUCUGUUAUCUUCAUGAUCAACUUAAGCAUCACGGACCUUAUGCUGGCCUGCUGUUUUCCCUUCCAGAUUUCUUAUCACAUCCAAAGAAAUCACUGGAYAUUUAGCAAGACCCUUUGCAGCCUUGUGACAGUGAUGUUCUACUCCAACAUGUAUUCUUCCAUACUGACCAUGACCUUAAUCAGCAUGGAGCGGUACAUGGGUGUGGUACACCCCUUGAAGUUGAUGAAGUGGAGAAGAAAAAGAUAUGCCUUGGCUGCCUGCCUAACUAUGUGGAUUUCCUUGCUACUAGCCUUCUACCCACUAGAAACUACAGAUCUGACCUAUGAAGUGAAAGAAUUAGAGAUUAUAACCUGCUUUGAUGUCCUAAAAUGGGAUAUGCUGCCCAGCUUUGCAGCUUGGGUAGCCUUUCUCCUCACAUUAUUCGUUCUGCUCUUCCUGAUCCCUUUUGUUGUUACGGUGGGAUGCUACAUUGGUAUCAUUAGGAAGCUCAUUCAGACAUCAAACAGAUAUGGCAAUAGGCAGAAGACUAGAGCCAUAUACCUGGCGACAUUCGUCCUUCUGUCCUUCRUCACUUGCUUCGCCCCCAAUAACUUUAUCCUACUUGCACACAUGAUCAUCCGCCUAUUCUACAACCGCAGUUUGUACCAUGCCUACAAGCUCUCCUUGUGCCUCAGUUGCUUCAACAACUGCAUAGAUCCCUUCAUCUAUUAUUUUGCAUCAAAAGAAUUUUAUCAGAAAUGCAUGCAAUUAAUUCACCCUAGGGCACUGCUCAGCGACAGCUUGGAAAACAGAAGGGGAAGUUUAUUCUCUGGCAGGACUAUGUCAGCCAGAUCAAUGUCAAGUGGACCUAUGGAUGGGUUAGAGGGAGUAAACGUCAAUUUGCAAAGGCAGGAAAGUGUUUUUUAGCUUUAGAUGUUCCCAGAAGAAAGACACCAGUGAAACUUAUGAGUAGACACAGAAAAUAUUUCCUUUUGAAUGGACACGUUCAAAAUAUCUUGCUCCAGUGACAGAACUCAAGCCAUGCUUACAUCGCACUUCAGCAUUUUCUGGUUAGAAAUGGAGGUGCUACAGGAACUGAGUUCAAGAAGGCACAGAAGCAAACCCAGCAGGGUUAGCCUGGAAAUAGCCUUGCUGCAUAAGACUGAGAGAUAGGUGUAGAACAGAAGUUACUCUCAGGUUGUAUGGUUGUAUUUAACCGAAGACUUAGUGAAUGUGAAAUGUUAUUGUACACGAAUUAAAGAAUAUACUGAAGCUGGCUUGGGAGUAAGGGAGUUGAUCUCCUAAGCGAUGUGCUAAGCUUUGUUGUUGUUGUUGUUUUUUAUUAUAUUUCUUGUUUUUUAUCAUAUUUCUUUCUCUCCUGUUGUAUUUCUACAAAAGAAUGAAUAAAAAUAGCAUGGCAUUUUACCAGUCAUGCAUAAUGCACAACCAUGGUGAAGUCACCAACACUCAUCCAACUGCUUAUCAGAGUCAAACCACACUGACACUUGAAAAGUUUAGGUUGACUCAUUUUUAUUUCAAUUUUAUACAGCAAAACAUCUCAUACAAUGAAAGGCAAGCUAAAUGAACACUUGCAAAUACUUCAGCAUUUCUUGAAGUUAUUAAUUUCUCAGGACUAUGGGGAGUAGUUUUUUAAGGAAACAGACUUUCCCACAUUUACCUAUUAUAGUACCAAUGCUGCUUGUCUGUGGUUAGUAUCAACAAGUCAUUUUUAUUAAUUCACUCUAGGCUACACAUAGAAGAACCAUCCCCCUCAGCAGAGAAUUUAGCUUUACAUAGUGCCUGGGGAGUGAGUUUUUCUUCCUUACAGAGAUGGUAUGGAUACAAAUAAGAUUUUCAUUUGGAUAAAUGAAAAUUCAACCACGGACUGGAGAGUGAUUCUGUGCCAGCUGAAACCAGCUGAAAAUUUUUUCCUAUGGCCAGAUGUCAGAAACGGACUYCUUGCAGGGAGGCAAACAGAAAGAAGAGAAAAAGGAAAAUAACACUUGAGAAUGGGAACUGUACCAAACACCYUGAAAAUAAUAUGGCAGAUGGAUCAUACAGUCCUGUGUUUGGAACCUUUCUCUGAAAUCUCCUUCUACAACUUGUUUCCAUAUACCAUGCCAUGUUUAAUUCUUAUCACAACUCAACAACUGCCUGUGUGCUUGGAAAGACAGAACAUGCACUGGGGACAGAAAUAAGCUAAGUGGUUCCUGUAGCAGUCACAGCUUUUUAGCAACGUUUCAUCCUCAUUGACAGAAGAGAGCCACAAACCACCUGAGAACACCAGACAAGUUCCUCUCACAAGGAAUAUCUUUUGCUGCACUGCAACUCUAUCCAGCACUGAGGGGGAAGCUGUCUGCAGCAUUGUGGAUGGUUGAUUCAGACAUCCCAUGAUGCACUGACUCCUGAGCUCUUGUGCCUAAGUAACAGGCAACACCCAAGGCCCUUAAAAUCUGCCAUUUUUCUUUGGAUAUCUCAUAAUUAAAAAACAAUUUUCUACCACAAAUCAUCAUGAAUUUCUUCACAAUAGAGGAUGAAAACCACAAAAUGCACUGUGAGAUAUUUGAAUGUCCUAUCUUCUGCUAAAACAUUGUCAGUUUCUGGAGCAGAAUAAAUGUGAGUGGACCAAGCAUUAACGUUCACAAGCCAAUCUGAACAUUCAAUGCUUUGUGGCAUUUCACAGUGUUAAUUUUAAUUGAUCUGCAUAUUUUCUGUGUACAAGGCCAACCUCAGUGAUAUGUAAGCCAUCAAUUUGCCUGGAAGCUACCCUCCACUAUUUACUGUCAUAUGAUUACAGGUUUCUCAUAAUCACAAUUGUUUAAUUGUUUUCUGCAUUUUGUUGUGGAAUAAUUUUUU